GGGUUCGACGGGGCAGGUCUGCGGGAGGAGGCGUUUCACCGACUCCACACCGUCCACGUUUCCUCAGCUUGACCAGCACAGGACGAGGACAGUAUGUGGACACUGGCUCUUCAGUUGGCUUUCACUGGUUUAUAUCUACAGGUAGCCACAUGCUACCCAUCAUGUAUAUUGAAUGGCCGUGUAGCCUACUGUGACUUUCAGCAACACUACUGGGUACCUAUUCUGCCUCCCAGCAUCACCAGCCUCUACCUGAGGGAAAACUACAUUAGUGAGAUCAACAGUACCUCACUCAGGGACUAUGACCAGCUGCAAGAGCUAGAUCUUGGUGCACAGAAAGUGCACUUGGUCAUAAGGAACAAUGCUUUCCUCAGGCAGAGAAACCUGACACGGUUGGUUCUAGACAACAAUCUUGGUCUUCAGCUGGAGCCAAGGGCAUUUGCAGGGCUGUUCAAUUUACAGAACCUCAUUUUGCUUUAUUGCAGUUUGACAGACUCCAUACUGUCAGAAAGCUAUCUGGAACCACUUUUGUCCUUAGAAAAACUUAAUCUCUUCGCAAACAAAAUAGUGAAUCUGCGACCUGGACUGUUCUUUUCAAAACUCAGAAAUUUUACAGAGUUAAACCUAAAACUGAAUCAGAUUGAAAGAUUAUGUGAAGAAGACCUUAUUGGUUUCAGGGGGAAAACCUUCAGGAUCCUGAACUUAGAAUCCAACAGCUUAAGUCGAAUGUUUGAAAAAGAUUUUGAUGGGAAAAACUGCAGGAACCCUUUCACAGGAAUGACCUUUGAAAUCCUUGACCUAUCCACUAAUGGUUUCAGCAUGAACACAACAACAGAGUUUUUCAAAUUAAUAGAUGGCACUCAGAUUUCUCAUCUUAUAUUCUCUGGACAUUUAGGUAGAGGAUUUUCACAUGCCAACCUUCCCGACCCAGAUGAAAGCACAUUUGAAGGCCUCACAAAUAGUGCAGUUAAUUCUUUAGAUCUGUCUAACAACUGUAUAUUUGCUUUGCAGAAGGCUGUUUUUAGACCCCUUAAUAAUGUGACAAUUAUUGACAUUUCCAGAAACAAAAUCAAUCAGAUUAACAGAAAUGCCUUCGAUGGCCUUCAGGGACAUUUACUAUUGCUCAACCUGUCGUACAACCUCCUGGGAGAAAUAUAUUCUCAUACAUUCUCUGGUCUGACAAACCUUCUGAUUUUGGAUUUGACCUCCAACCACAUUGGUGUAUUAGGAUACAAAGCUUUCAGUGAUUUACCCAAAUUACAAAUGUUAUAUCUAACAGGAAAUUCACUGCGAGACCUGGGUUUUCCUGAACCUUUACCAAGCUUACAAUAUCUCCUUUUGGAUGACAAUAAGUUGAAAUCAGUAAUUGACAUUGAUAAACUGGGUAUGAAUAGCAUCUAUGUUGAUGUUACAGACAACAGAUUAACUAACUUGAACGAUGUUUAUUCCAUAAUGAAUGGCUUCAAGCAUCUCAUAUAUUUCUACUACGGUGGCAACUUCAUCAAGUGGUGCAGUCCAGAUGUUACAGUACCUUAUAAUAAUAGUAUACAAGUGCUGGAUCUUCAUGACACUUCCUUGCAGAUCAUUUGGGCACAGGGGAAAUGCCUUGACCUCUUUGAUCAUCUCAACAAUCUUCGCAGUCUAACUAUAAGCUUAAAUUCUCUCAUGACUCUCCCACAAGGGAUUUUCAGCGGUCUCAGUUCGAUCAUAUUUAUCGACCUCUCAUCUAACGCCUUGACGCAUUUGCAGCCAAAUGUCUUUCCAGUCAGUCUGAAAAUACUCGACCUCUCAAACAACUUCCUAGCCUCCCCAGAUCCUGCAACCUUUCUGUCUCUCUGGAAUCUCAGCCUGAGGGCAAAUCGGUUUCUCUGCGAUUGCAAUCUGGAGAGCUUCCUUGUGUGGCUAAAUGUGACAAAUGUAACCUUCUUGAGCCCAGUAGAGGAGUACACUUGUGAGUUUCCAGCUGCUCUUCAUACUCUUCCUCUGCUGGAUUACUUCACAAAUUUUGAACCAUGUGAGGAAGAUGAUGAAAAGGCCAUCCAGGAUCUUAGGUUUGCUCUCUUCAUCUUUUCUGCCCUCUUCCUCAUCACUCUCAUCCUCGGUGGGAUUGUUUACGCCCAUCUUCGAGGGUACAUAUUCUUUGUUUACAAAAGAAUCACUGCCAGAGUUCUCGAGGGCCCAAAGCCACCACCUCCUGUGGAAGAGGUGCAGUAUGAUGCUUUCCUCUGCUUCAGCAACAGUGACUAUGGGUGGGUGGAGGCUGCUUUGCUGAAGAAGCUUGAUAACCAGUUUUCAGAGAAGAACAUGUUCCACUGUUGUUUCGAGGCCAGAGACUUCUUACCAGGCGAGGAUCAUCUUUCAAACAUCAGAGAUGCCAUCUGGGGCAGCAGGAAGACUGUGUGCAUCAUCUCCAAGGAGUUUCUUAAAGAUGGCUGGUGCUUGGAGGCGUUCACCUUGGCCCAGGGCCGGAUGUUAGAGGAGCUUACAAACGUCUUGAUUAUGAUGGUGGUAGGGAAGGUGGCCCCCUACCAGCUGAUGAAGUACAACGCACUCAGAGAUUUUGUCAAGAGAAGAGAGUACCUCAUCUGGCCAGAGGACCCUCAGGACCUAGACUGGUUUUAUGAGCGACUCAUCUCACAGAUACUCAAAGACACCAAGGUCAAUUGGUUAGCAGGGGACAAACCUGAGUCUGCGCAGCCUGACAUUCAACCUCAACGUGAUGACGGCAUCCAGCUAGAGGACAUCAGAGCAAUUGCCAUGUGAAUUCAGACUGUAUGUUCAAAAAUCCCUUCUGUAGCUGGGAAAACCUUCUCAUUGCACCUUCCAACCCGCUGAAAGGUCACCAGCAUGAUACAGUAGUUCUCAGGCUCCUUAGCAGGGUGAGGAAGAAGUUAUGGUAUACUGUACAGCACUCCAUGACCUAAUGAUAUGUACGGUUCAAACAAAUGAUUGUGUUUUUAGAGUAGCAGUAACUGUCAAAUUAGUCAAGCGUAAAUGAUAAACAUUUACUGGUGAUCUGUUCUCGCUAAUGUGAAAUGUUGGUGCAAAUGCAGCACUGUUCAGCCUUUUGUUCGAAGGAUGAAGCAAAUCCACUGCACGGUUUUGAAAGUUGGAAGAGAGGAAGUCUGUUAUCACUGUUGUGUAACUGCAGCUCCAGACAGGCCUGAACAUGGGUGUGUUGAUAGCGCAUGCUAAAAAGUUUGGUUUGUCAGUGUGUUAGAAGCUGCUGUACAUUUUAUUAUCUGUAUAAUGCAUGAGGGGUUUGCUUGCAGAACUGUUAAUUUUUUUCUAGUGUAUCACUCCUACCACAAAGUGUUUUUUCAAAUCAAGUGUUUAUUAUUAAUUACUGAAGAAGCCUUUUAGAAAUAAAUGUUCACCUUGCAUCUUGUCCAUUCAUGUGCAU
Monopterus albus (swamp eel) is the source of this 3400-nucleotide messenger RNA. RefSeq names its product toll-like receptor 5a (gene tlr5a). Gene Ontology annotation, molecular function: transmembrane signaling receptor activity; protein binding. NCBI's taxonomy places the organism in Eukaryota, Metazoa, Chordata, Actinopteri, Synbranchiformes, Synbranchidae. Bases 94 to 2760 code for a protein of 888 amino acids. The transcript is spliced from 5 exons. Gene Ontology annotation, cellular component: plasma membrane. Gene Ontology annotation, biological process: inflammatory response; immune response; toll-like receptor signaling pathway. The record is from RefSeq and is a predicted model, not a curated record.